This is a messenger RNA of Fraxinus pennsylvanica, 384 nucleotides long. The record is from the annotation of a GenBank genome assembly. NCBI's taxonomy places the organism in Eukaryota, Viridiplantae, Streptophyta, Magnoliopsida, Lamiales, Oleaceae.
AUGGCCAAUAGGCAAUGGCUGCAGUUGUGGACAUCUUCGUUGGCCAGGCCUGGAGCGGUAUCCCUUGAUUUGAAGCCGGUGCAGCCCCUGGUGCAGUGGCCCCAUUCUCUUUUGACAGUCACCUCGGAACUCAGCUCCUCCUUACGGGAUGGGUCGAGGGCAAAAGAUGGGUUGAUUUCUUCAACCCUGAGUCCCAAUCUGUCGAAUGGGCUACUCCAUGGUCAAGAACAGCAGAAAAUUUUGCCAAUGCUACUGGUGAACAAGGCUACCCUGGUGGCAAAUUCUUCGAUCCGUUCUGUUUGGCCGGGCAAGGGAAGACGCCUCUUGGUGCCCUUGGCCUGUAAUUUGCACAUUGAAGGUAAAGAAAAUGAAUGCUCGAGGUGA